ACACACGCACGCACGCGCUCACACGUACAGAGGGAACGGAAACAGACUUGAGUGUGUGAAAGCCGCGACGCUCAACAGCAGAUCAAAGCUGCACAACAUGACAGAAAGGGCGCACUGAAAGUGUGUGUGUGUGCGUAUGUGUGUGUGUGCGUGCGUAUGUGUGUGCGUGCACGCGUCCGGAUGGCACCUGAGGUUUCCACCUGAUUCUAACCUGCAGGAAGGGGAUCCACAUUGGACUUUGUGUUCACAGUUGGUUGGCUGAGGGGGGUGUACAGUACAGAGGAAGGAGGUUGGACCACUACAUCUUCUAAAGGUCGUCCUGAUGUGGCAGACGUGAAAUUGGCGGCGCCAUGAUGGAGCCUUUAGAGCCCGGCCAGGAGAUUGUGGAGUGGCUGUCCACCCUCCGUCUGUCCCAGUACACCUCAUGUUUCCUGCAGGGAGGAUACCAAACUCUGGAGGACUGCAAGGACCUGACAGAGGAGGGCCUCUUCGAGCUUAAAGUCCUCCCGACGGGCCAUCGGAGGCGCAUGCUCCGCAGUUUGGAAGCGCUUGGGCUGAAGCCUCUGAGCGGAGGAGAGGAGGAGGACGACGGAGAGGAGGGAGGGGAAGGGAACGGGAGGCGCCGGAGGAGGCCGGUGCCAUACCCGCGGCGCAUCUUCCUGCAGGACAAAAAGCGAGGGAACUCGUGCCAGCACCAGCAGCACAAGGACAGGCGGGACGAUGCUUUGGAGGGGAGUCAGACUUUGCCUCCCGGGGCAGGACUGGGAACCGAGACGGAGGACAGGUACCUCUGCCCGCCUCAACCGGCCCCGCGCCAUCCCCAGAACAUCCAGACAUCCGGGUCUGCACAUGCCUGCAUCCCUCCUUCUGUGUCCUCCAGCAGCAGCGGCGGCAGCAGCGGCAGCUGCAGCAGCGGCAGCAGCAGCAGCAGCAGCAGCAGCAGCAGCGGCGAGUCCCUCUGCAUUUCCGAAAUGCCCUCAGACUGGGAGAUUUCCUCAGAGGACCCUUCUCCGUCGAGCACCGACGUCGCGCCCUGUCCCGCUGGAACAGUGACUGAAGACAGCGGGCGAUUUCUUGGUGAAAUGGUGGAAAACAUCAUCUACGAGGCACAGCCCACUUUCAAGAUUUCUGCCGCUCCACGGCCGACUCGCUCCUACCGACUGAGGCACCGGCCCGUUCCUGAAAUCCCCACCAUACUGCCAUUUCAGGACAGGAGCACACCGCCAGCGCAAGCAGCCAGCGCUGAACGCCUAACCGCCUCCGAGGGUCCCACUGGCGCAAACGGCAUACAGAGAGCUUCACUUCAAAGAACCUUGACGCCUAUAGCUCCCUACGGAGAAACGUUCCUGUUCAACAACCCUGAAAGUGCUCCGGGCCAAGGUGCUAAAGAUGGGUCACAGCAGGGGCUUAAGGACAAGAUAAAGCAGAGGAAACAGAGAAAAAAGGCGCCCGAGCAGAGGGAGUCCAAAGGAGAUCACUCUCCGCCGGCUCCUGCCGACCCGGACCCCUUCAAAGACGAGUACUCAACGGUGGACGAGUGUGCCAGCGUUUUGCCGCGAGCCCUGUCGGACAGAGGUUUCGCCGCCAACCCCGAAAUUCUUGUGAUUGGUCCGGCCGCCUCGGGCCCCAAGGACGGAUCCUUGAUCACGGCGGAGUGCGACCUCUACUCGGAGCCUGCGGACGCUCUGGGGGCCGCGGGCAGGGGUGCAUUGCCUGACAUUUCUCCCUACGCGUGCUUUUAUGGAUCCCCCGAACCCCAGGUGCUCAAAGUGGGUUGGCUGGACAAACUGUCGCCUCAGGGGAAUUGCGUUUUCCAAAGGAGGUGGGUGCGAUUCAACGGCGAGAGUCUGGCCUACUACAACAAUGACAAGGAGAUGUACUCCAAAGGUAUGAUCCUGGCCAGCGCUAUGAGGCAUGUGCGAGGACUGGGCGACAACAAGUUCGAGGUCGUCACGUCCCUCCGGACCUUCACAUUCCGGUCGGACAGAGAAGGGGAGCGCCAGGAGUGGAUGGAAGCCCUGCAGUCGGCCACGCGCCCCCCUGCCUGUGGCUCCCAGAAGUCCCCCGACGGCCUCCCCUACCCGUCCUCCGCAAACAAGCGGGGCCCGCUGGAGCUCCGCGGUUACAAAGGCAGAGUGGUGGUGUCCCUGGCGGGGAGCAAAGUCAGGCUCUGCAAAACAGAACAGGACUACAGAGUGGGACUGGCCAUUGCUGAAGUGGAACUCACUGCCGCCCACAUUAGAGACAUGGACCGCAGGGGCUUUGAAAUCAACACGCCCUUCAAGAACUUCUGCUUCACGGCCGAGUCGGAAUGGGAGAAGGAGGAGUGGAUUGAAGCGGUCCAAGAAUCGAUCGCCGAGACACUCUCCGACUACGAAGUGGCAGAGAAGAUUUGGUUCGACGAGGCCAACAGGAGCUGCGCCGACUGCCGCGCCCCGCAGCCGGAGUGGGCGUCCGUCAACCUGGGUGUGGUCAUCUGCAAGAAAUGUGCAGGACAGCACCGCUCCCUUGGCCCGAGUAUUUCCAAAGUGCGGAGCUUGAAGUUGGACAGCAGCAUCUGGAGCAAUGAGCUCGUGGAGCUCUUCCUGGAGGUGGGGAACAAGAACGCCAACAGUUUCUGGGCCGCCAAUCUUCCCAUGGAGGAGGAGCUGUACAGCGGCGCUUCGGCCGAGCAGCGUGCCACGUUCGUCCGCAGGAAGUACAGGGAGAGGAAGUACCGCAGGCUCCUGGAGGGUAUUCAAGACCUGGAGCAGCUCAACCAGGCGCUGUGUGCAGCCGCGGUGUCGCCUGACGUGCUGCAGACCAUGGCGCUCGUCUUCAGCGGGGCAGAUGUUAUGUGCGCCACCGGGGAUCCAACCUACUCCACCCCCUACCUCUUAGCUCAGCGCACUGGACAGAAGCUGCAGAUGGAGUUCCUGCACCAGAACAAACUAUCCGAUUUCCCAAGACUCGAGCAGUGGUCGGAGGACGCCUCCCUGUCCGACGUGUCCCUCUUCAUGGAUGGCUUCCUGUACAUCUCCUCUGGCCCCGCCAAGUCGACGUCGGAGCGCCGCCGACGAGAUGACAUGGCACGCCGCUGGUGCACCUUGGAGGGUGGCUUCCUGACAUACUACGAGAGCGAGCGAAGCCCGUCGGCCAUCGGCAGGGUGGACGUCGCCGCCAUAGUCAGCCUGGCUAUCAGCAACACGGAGACAAUGACUGGAGCUGGGGCCGUGUUCACCAUGGAGCUGUACCUGCAGACGGAGCGAGUGCUGACCGUCGGUGCCGAGACCCAGGAAACGCAGCAUGACUGGACCCAGGCACUCGCAAAGUUCUUUGUCCCGCCUGCAGUCGAGGGCCUGGUGCAGAAGGACAGCGAGCUCAUCGGCAGACUCCACUACAAAGAGGGCCACGACCUGUACCACUGGAGGACGGGCUGGUUCGUGCUGCGAGGCUCUGCCCUGCACUUCAGUCCAGGGGAGGGGGACGCAGAGGAGGAGGUCCUCCACCUCAAACAGCUGCAGGAGCUCACUGUCUCCACACAUACCGAAGGUGAGGACAAGAUCCAAGUCCUGCUGAUGGUGGAGGGCGGAAGCAGGACGAUUUACAUCCAUGGCUUCAACAAGACGGACUUUGAACUGUGGCACUCCGCCAUCACACUGGCUGCGGGCACAGAUGGCAAGGCCCUCGGCGACCAACAGCUGACCAAAAAUGGAGUCCCUAUUGCGGUCGACAGUUGCCUUGCGUUCGUCACCCAGUAUGGUUUGUGCCAGGAGGGGGUCUACCAGAGGCCCGGCGACCCCGGCCGAGCUGCCCUGCUCUUGCGGGAUUUCACCCGCAACGCGCGUGACGUGAAGCUGAGGGAGAAGGAGCGCCAGCUGGAGGACGUGACCGACACCCUGAAGAGCUUCUUGUCCCAGGCGGAGGACGCGCUGCUCACCAAGGAGCUCUAUCCAUACUGGGUGUCGGCUCUAGAUGAGAAGGACGAGAGGCAGAGAGUGAAGAAGUAUUCUACCUUCAUAGAGAGUUUGCCAAAGAUAAACAGGUCGACCCUCGAUGCUCUGCUGCAACAUCUGUACAGGAUUCAGCAGUGCUCCCAACUCAACCACAUGCCGAGUGAAAAACUGGCCUCCGUCUUCUCCUCCUGCUUGUUCCAGACUCAGGGACAAACCCCGCAGGAAAUCAGCGUGGUCCAUGACCUCAUCAGCAACUACAUAACCCUCUUCAAUGUCAAUGAAGACCAGGUGCAACAGAUGGAGAGAGAGAAUAGCUUCAUCACACGCUGGAACGACAAGAAGGACACCACAUUCUCUCCAGCCGGGGACCUGAUCUUCGAGGUGUACCUGGAAAGGAGAGAGCCAGAGAACUGCUGUUUAAUCAAGAUGUCCCCCAGCAUGCGAUCCACGGAGCUCGCAGAAACUGCGCUGGGCACGAGGAACGCCGCCUUGGACGCCGCCGACGACUUCUGGACCACCUUCGAAGUCAUUGAGAAUGGAGAGCUAGAGCGGCCGUUGCACCACAGUGAGAAGAUCCUUGAGCAGGUGUUGGAGUGGAGUACCUUGGACUCCCCGAGUUCUGCGUUUCUUGUUAUAAAGAAGUUUGCGGCGGCUAAGAAAGUGGCUGGUGGGAAAGAAGACGAAAAGAAGUUCAUAAAAGGCGACUAUCUGAAGGUCAACGACGGGUCCUCCAAACUGCUGUCGGGGCACAAAUUCCAGGACAAAUACGUUGUACUGUGUGCAGAGAAGCUGCUGCUCUACAGAGAUAUCAAAAGCACUAAAGCAGAGAAAGCGAUCCUACUCAAGUCUGUGAAAUGUUACCUAGGCCUGAGGAAAAAGCUGAAACCCCCAACCAGCUGGGGCUUCACAGUCUACUCUGACAAACAGCAAUGGCACUUGUGCUGCGAGACGAGGGAGGCGCAGGUCAGCUGGGUGACGGACAUAAUCCGGAUGAAGUUCGGUUCUGACCUGUGUUCAAAGACCGUUAGCUCAAAAGAAGCCGCAGAUCACAAAUCCUCCAGGGGCGGAGCUGUGACGGAAGGACGCAAGGUUCCACCACAGAAAAAUAAUAGCAAACAGCUGACCGACAGGAGGAUUUCGUUUGUCAACCAGGCGACCACCGAGGAUAAGAGCACCGCAGCUAACUGCCCAAAGCUCAACAACCUGCUCAAGGCCCCAGGCGUCCCACACGUCAGACCCCCUGUGGAUGUCGGCCGACCUCCGCGGCUCCCUUCCCCGUCCAGACACGCUCAGCCCAUGGCUUCGCCGGUCGCCGCCAGGGGCGGCUUGAAGAGCGCCAGUAAGAGGCCCGUUCUGGGCGGGGAGGUCAUGAUGCCCGCCAAUCUGCUGAAUGAGCUGAGCUCGGUGCUGAGCAAGACUGGCCGCAGUGACAAGAGCAAUGAGUUGACAGGGAGGGAAAAGUAAGAGCGGCGGAAGGUCGGGCGCUUUCUGACAGUCAGUUUGUAGUGCAAGACAAACAUUGCAGGGCUGAGCAGAGCGAGGGAAGUGUCGAGACUGACAAAGGGAGAGACCGCACAAUGCAGAUGGGUCCAGGUAAGUUGGGAGGAAGGGGUCAUAGCCUGGAGACUGCUUUUGAACUCGGAUGUAUAAAGCAAAGCACAUGCACAAGGGAAUGCAAGAAAACAUAUACAAAUUUUAAAAAAAAAGCAGGUGCAGGAGUCUUAGGAGGGUCAUGCAGACCUCAGCUGGGCAAUGGCUCUGAAAAUAUGUCCAACUGUCAAACCUCCGAAGUUUCCACUAAUUGCCCACUGCUUGCUUCAUGCAUGUCCGUUUACAGUUCGUCUGAAAAGGCCGUUCCGUCUGCCUCUAAACAAAGUAUUCUUGAGUUUAAUAAUUGGACUUGUUUUGUCCUACUAGCACUUAUACUGCAAAGUUUGUUUUUAUCGAGUUGCACAAGUUAGAUAUCAUUCUGUGGUGUUUCUGAUUAUUAUUAGCUAAUGAAAAAAGAGAGGAGCAAAUUUGGGGCCCGCUAGCCGUUAACGGUGGUUCAUUUCAUGAACAUAAAAAUAGCCACAUAAAAUGUCAUGCUGUGUGUAAUUAUUUAUUUGUGACCAUUUCUUAUUUUUGUAGCAGUUACCAUUUCAACCUUUAACUGUAUAGCUACUAGCCGUGGGUUUUUUUUUUAAACAUAUUAAAUAUCAAAAGUGACACUGAGUAUACAAAGACCAAAAAUAUGAAUAAAUGAACAAUCAGUUUUUUCUGCCACAGGUAGAA
Messenger RNA from Scophthalmus maximus (turbot), 6209 nucleotides. It is a transcript of the gene arap2, whose product is annotated as ArfGAP with RhoGAP domain, ankyrin repeat and PH domain 2. Gene Ontology annotation, molecular function: protein binding; GTPase activator activity. The record is from RefSeq and is a predicted model, not a curated record. The transcript is spliced from 34 exons. NCBI's taxonomy places the organism in Eukaryota, Metazoa, Chordata, Actinopteri, Pleuronectiformes, Scophthalmidae. Gene Ontology annotation, biological process: signal transduction. Bases 351 to 5399 code for a protein of 1682 amino acids.